AUGUCGACGGAAAUAGGAAUGCCCGCUGGUUUGGGCAUUCAAGAAAAAUUUGGGCAUGCUGAUUGGGAUAUUCAAGAAAAAGUAGGGCAUGUAUGCGACGAUGAAGUAGAGUUAGAUGAAGAUGGAAUAGAGAAAUUCCGUGACUAUAACAAUGAUAAUGAUUAUAAGUAUGAUAGUGGUUAUAAUGCACAUGAUAAUUCUCAUGAUGAUCAUCAUUAUGGUUAUCAUGAUGAGCAUUAUGAUGAUGGCAUGUAUGCUGAUGAUGAGUAUGAUGAUAACGAUCAGCAUAAUGAUGAUGAUGAUAAUCAUAAUAAGCAUGAUAGUGAUAAUGAUUAUGAUUAUCGUGAUGAGCAUUAUGAUGAUGGCAUGUAUGGUGAUAAGAAUUAUGAUGAUGAUUAG
Molecule: messenger RNA, 399 nt
Organism: Cotesia glomerata
Lineage: Eukaryota; Metazoa; Arthropoda; Insecta; Hymenoptera; Braconidae
Product: spore coat protein SP60-like
Exons: 3
Coding region: 1-399 (132 amino acids)
Source: RefSeq, a predicted model, not a curated record